GGUUUCACCCCAAUGUGCAAGGAGGUGGAACCCCGGGCGGUUAUGUCCAUGCUCAACGACCUGUACAGCCGGUACGACAAGAUGCUGGACAAAUUUGGGGUGUUCAAGGUGGAGACCAUCGGCGACUGCUAUUUCGUGGCGGGGGGCCUUAUUGCGGAGGACGAGGACGGCAUGGCUGCCGUACGGGGGGAGGGCUGCAGGGAGGAUCCCCUUCAGGCUUACAAGGUGUUCGCGUUUGCAAAAGUCCCGCUGCCCACUACCGGGGAGGCCGUACAGAUCCGGAUCGGGAUCCACACGGGGCCCGUGGUCAGCGGCAUCGCGGGAACCCGCAUGCCGAGGUUUUGUCUGUUCGGCGACACGGUCAACACGGCCAGUCGCAUGGAAAGUACGGGCAUCCCGGGAGCCAUCCACGCCUCGGAAGCUGCACGGCGGCUGCUUCCGGACGAUGGCUGGGUGGCGACGGACGCCGUUGAGGUGAAGGGAAAGGGCGUCAUGCAGGUAUGUCCAGGCCAGUCGGGGUUUGUGUGUGUGUGUGGGGGGGGAGGGGGUAGGGGGGGCCAUUUCUUGAUUCGCCGGUCUUUGGGGAACGCUAGUGCAUAUGUACGUAUGUAUGUAUGUAUGUAUGUAUGUAUGUAUGUAUGUGUGUGUGUGUACAGGGGCGAGGGUGUGUAG
Messenger RNA from Volvox carteri f. nagariensis, 672 nucleotides. RefSeq names its product guanylyl and adenylyl cyclase family member (gene cyc16). The transcript has 4 exons. Gene Ontology annotation, molecular function: peptide receptor activity; guanylate cyclase activity. The annotation marks the transcript as partial. NCBI's taxonomy places the organism in Eukaryota, Viridiplantae, Chlorophyta, Chlorophyceae, Chlamydomonadales, Volvocaceae. The record is from RefSeq and is a predicted model, not a curated record. Gene Ontology annotation, biological process: cGMP biosynthetic process; intracellular signal transduction; receptor guanylyl cyclase signaling pathway.